AUGGCUCUGCGAAGAUCUGGAGGCCAGCUCUGCAAGAGCAUUUCACAGGCCAGUUCGCAUCGACUUGCGCUACCCCAAAUCGCUACUCAGAAGCGAUUUCUGGCCACUCCCGUCCAUCCUGUCACUCAAGAUGCUACUGGAUCAAAGGGCCCUACGGCCAUGGUCUUCCUCAACAUGGGAGGGCCUUCGACGACCGAUGAGGUUGGCGCCUUUUUGAGCCGCCUUUUUGCCGACGGCGAUCUAAUUCCUCUCGGCCCUCUACAAAACUAUCUCGGUCCAUUGAUUUCGAAUCGGCGAACACCAAAAAUCAUCAAGCAAUACUCUGCCAUCGGUGGAGGAUCACCAAUCAGAAAGUGGUCUGAAUACCAAAACGCCGAGAUGUGUAAGAUCCUGGACAAGAUCUCUCCCGAGACUGCGCCUCACAAGCCCUAUGUUGCUUUCCGAUACGCGGACCCGUUAACCGAAGAAAUGUACAAGCAGCUGUUGAAGGACGGCUUUGGAAAUGGAAAAGGUGGUCGCGCCGUCGCAUUCACACAAUAUCCUCAGUACUCUUGCUCAACAACAGGUAGUAGCUUGAAUGAGCUGUGGAAGUGGAGGCACCGGCUUGAAGGCAAGACCAACAAGGAGUCCGGUGACGGUACCAUUACCUGGAGUGUAAUCGACCGUUGGCCUAACCACAGUGGAUUGGUCGAGGCUUUUGCCCAAAACAUCGAGGCCAAGCUUGCGGAAUACCCUGAGGAGCGAAGAAAGGAUGUUGUGCUGCUCUUCUCUGCGCAUAGUCUACCCAUGUCUGUCGUUAACCGAGGUGAUCCUUACCCUGCUGAAGUUGCGGCCACUGUCUACGCCGUCAUGCAGCGCCUCGGUUUCUCCAACCCUUACCGACUGUGCUGGCAGUCUCAGGUCGGCCCGUCGGCCUGGUUGGGACCUCAAACCUCGGACAGUGUAGAGCACUACAUAUCCAAGGGUCAGAAGGAUCUGGUGCUCAUCCCCAUCGCUUUCACAUCCGACCAUAUUGAAACUCUAUAUGAGUUGGAUCAGGAAGUCAUCGGCGACAGUGGUCACCCCGAAACUGUCAAGCGGGUUGAGUCUCUCAACGGUAGUCCUGUCUUUAUCCAAGCUCUCGCCGACAUUGCCAAGGCGCACUUGGCAGCAGGUCAGGCUUGCUCGAAGCAGAUGGGUCUUCGAUGCCCUGGGUGUAAGAGCGAGAGAUGUGCUGAGUCGAAACGCUUCUUUGCGAGCCAGCAGGCUGGCCUCGCUUAA
Messenger RNA from Fusarium mangiferae, 1260 nucleotides. Its product is annotated as putative ferrochelatase. Lineage: Eukaryota; Fungi; Ascomycota; Sordariomycetes; Hypocreales; Nectriaceae. The transcript is spliced from 3 exons. Gene Ontology annotation, molecular function: protoporphyrin ferrochelatase activity. Gene Ontology annotation, biological process: heme biosynthetic process. The record is from RefSeq and is a predicted model, not a curated record. The coding region runs from base 1 to 1260 and encodes 419 amino acids.